Lolium perenne is the source of this 585-nucleotide messenger RNA. RefSeq lists its product as uncharacterized. The record is from RefSeq and is a predicted model, not a curated record. NCBI's taxonomy places the organism in Eukaryota, Viridiplantae, Streptophyta, Magnoliopsida, Poales, Poaceae.
UCCAAAAAACAGCUACAGAGUGUGAGGUUGUUUGGGAUCAGAGCCAUAGAGAUGAAAAGCCUAUCGGACCGAUGCGGCAUUUCAUUAAGAACACUGCACGGAAGUUGCGGCGGUUAGCCAAGUUGCUAGGUUGCCGCGAAGGCGAAAUUGCGGCUACAUCCUCUUCUGAAGAGGCGGAGAUUCCUGACGACACCAUUCUGAGUCAAAGCAUUAGUCGAGGCAAGAAGCAAGCCACACGGUCUGCGUACCAGUUGAAGCCGAGGGGCAAGGCUCCACACCGUUACACUCCGGAAGAUUAUGCGAACCGAGGAAAGAAGGCUGUGAUCGAGUCCGAUCAGGAGCCGCCGCGGAGAUCAUCUUUGAGGAGGAUGAGGAACGAUGAGUCGUCAUCUUCAGAGGAGCAGGAGGUGCAGCAGCAAGAAGAGCAACGGCAGCGGACGAAAAGGAUGGCCGUCCGGAAGCAGCCCGUGAGGAGGGGACGUCGAGGAGGAUAGAUGGAUUUGCUACAUGUUGUGAACUCUAUCUUCAUAAGUAUCGGGUUGUGAACUCUAUGUCAUUUCGAACCAUGUCGUCAUUUCUAUGUCA